AUGGGAAAUUCUCUCUCUCCAUGUCUUCAUGCCAUUUCCACCACCGGCCGCCGCCGCUCCUCCGCCGUCAAUCUCAUCUUCUCCAACGGCGUCACAAAAUCCCUCACCGGAAACCACCACAUCGCCGGCGAGAUCAUGUUCCAAUUCCCGGACAUGAUGAUAUGCCACGCUGAUUCCUUCUUCAUUGGCCACCCGAUUCCCUCCUUAGCUAUCGACGACCAACUCGUUGCGGGCGAAACCUAUUUCGUUAUCCCGAUCGACUUAUUCGCUUCCUUCGACGUUCUCUCAACGUCGUCGCUCGCAUCAAUUGGAGCGGGAAAUGCUAAAUUCUCCGGUCAAAGUCCAUUUGAAUACAUUCGAGGCACGAAUGGAAGAAUUGUCAUUAAGAUCGUACCGGAGUUUCUUGUUCGGCUUAUUUCUCCCGCAGCGGGCGAGAGCGGUGGAGGUAACUUUCUUUGUAGCACGCCGGAGUUGCAGAAGCAUUACGAUCAGCUCGUCGGGUCGACGAAAGGGCAAGUUUGGUCGCCGAAGUUGGAGAGUAUUUCUGAGUAUAAAAUUAGGUAUUCGCCUUGUAAAUUUGUAGGGUUUAAAGUCAAACAAAAAGAAGGGUAA
Cucurbita pepo subsp. pepo (vegetable marrow) is the source of this 612-nucleotide messenger RNA. Its product is annotated as DUF4228 domain protein. Lineage: Eukaryota; Viridiplantae; Streptophyta; Magnoliopsida; Cucurbitales; Cucurbitaceae. The record is from RefSeq and is a predicted model, not a curated record.